UGACAUGGAACCUUUAACGGUAUCUAGGUAAUAAGUAGAAAUGAAACAUUCCAAAACUGGUAUACGCCGCUGAAAUGAGUAAUGAAGUGGACAUUUAGAAAUAACUGUUGUAAUUCCAGCCAGAAUGAAAUAUCCACCAGAGAAUAAAUGCAAAAUUUGUGGAUCAAUUUUUUGUUGUGUGAAAUGUCGCAGCCAACAUGAGCUUUCGAAACAUUCAAAAGAAUUGGAAAACUUACAAAGGAUCACAAACAAAUGUUCCAUUUGCAUGAAACAACCACUAGUUUCCCGUCCCGCAGCGAUUACGCAGGAUUUCCUCACGCAUAUUAUGCAAAAGCAUCUGCCGCUCUACUGCCAGAAAUGCCGCAAGAUGUACACAUCGGAGAAGGACUUACGAGAAAAUUGGAAGUGCUCAAACUCAAAUUCAUUAUGUGCAGUAGAACCAGAAGCCUCAGCUGCGAAUAUAGAAGUAAUACCAGUCUGUAGCUCUCCACAUAACCAAUUGGAAUCGGCAUCAGAUCAACCAAUAGCUGCCUCCACUCAAACGUCGCCGAGUUUAUCGCGACUGGACAGAAAUAAAAAUGAUAUGAUUGAAACGCCGAUAGUUUCGCCACACGAAAUGCAAAUCAAGCAAAAGUUUAUACUUGCGAGCGGAAGCAUUACAGACAGUGCAUCGUCUAUUAAAAAUUUCUAUUCCUUUAGUACAUCAACACAAAUCCCGCCUCAGCUUAUAUCUGCCCACGCUAAAUUAGUGAGAACAACAUCGACGCCAAUGCAACACAUUUCAACUGUAACCAAAGAACAGCAUUUCGACUCAUCAGCUCAAGUAUCCAGCAUACAUGGCUCUAGCAGUGAAUCAGAUGUGAGUCCUCCUUCUGAAAAUUUUAACAUGGCUUCGUCACCAGGCAAUGUGAAACCAAACGAACCAUUGCAGAUAACUCGAGGCAGACGGAAGAUGCCUGUGUCAGCUACUCCUUUGCGACAAGUAAUGUCAAAGAGUAUUCAACGAGCUAUUGCUGAGCAUGGAGUAUUAAAUUUGCAAAAUAAAGGAUUGCAACCAAAAAAGAUAUUCGAUUCAGCGAGUAGUAGCUGUUCUAUAUCUUCGCCUUUGGAUCUUCGAACGUCGCCUGCUCUUCGCCGGAGUCAAAGUGAAAUAGUCGAUCGAAGUUCAACCUAUGAAGAAUUUCAAACAUCGAAGACAAGCUCUCGGAAACAAAUCGUGUCUACAUCAAAACGUAUCAUUAUUGAGGAUUAUGUAAUUUCUUCAAAUAGCAUCUACGAGAAGCUAGAAACUGUUUUCGAAACCUGCAAGAACGUGGAAUCAUCGGCAGACCCCCUUCUAAAGCCUGAGAAAGAAAUAGAAAAGUCGCCAAGUAAAGUAGAAAACUUGCAACCGGAUACGCCUAAAAAAUCGGGGGUAGUGCUUAAAAAAACUAUUUCCUUCGACACUCCUAAAUACAGCGAUAGCAAACAAGAUGGUGGCGAAGAAGAUGAAGUUUUCUACACACCGAAAAGCUUAUUACCGCAAACAAGCUUUCCUUCCUCAUAUUUGAACUCAUCCCCUGCAGGUAAGUCCUCACCUCCAGGCGCCUUGAAAAAGACAUUUUCGUAUCCCCUGUACAAUGCGUCGACGGUCAAUAAAAAUAGUGAAGAAAAUGAAAACGAUCAAGAAAAUACGAAACCAGCUCAAAGAGGGAGAGUUUGGUCAUUUGUUACUUCAGUCAUGCGUUUAGCCUCUUUCGGUGGGAGGCCGUCCCAAGAACCAGAAACAACACACAACAAACCAGAGGAAUCUAUGAGCAUGAUCAAAAGAUGUGCAUCGUUCGCAGGCGUUAUUAGUAGAAAAAAAUCAAAUGAGGAUGACACAACUUCCCAACAAAUGAAAAGGAAACGUACAAAUACUUUCGAUAAAUUUUCAUACCCUGAACCUAAUUCUACCCACGGGGGACCUAGUAAGCGAGUGAAGCGGAUUGAAGGUAGAAAACCAAUUGAAAGAAUGCGUAAGGCAUCGAAAGAUGUUUGAAAUUGUGAUGAUUGGCAUAAGAUUAUAUUUUAAUCCAUUUCACAUGUGCAAGGGAGGACUGAGCCCCACAUGAACUACGCAAAUAAGUUUUAUACUUGGAUGACGAUGAUUAAAGAUUCCGUUAAAUAAAAGGGUUUCGUUAUAAU
Molecule: messenger RNA, 2166 nt
Organism: Hermetia illucens (black soldier fly)
Lineage: Eukaryota; Metazoa; Arthropoda; Insecta; Diptera; Stratiomyidae
Gene: fs(1)Ya
Product: mitosis initiation protein fs(1)Ya
Exons: 6
Coding region: 125-2020 (631 amino acids)
Source: RefSeq, a predicted model, not a curated record